Molecule: messenger RNA, 865 nt
Organism: Harpia harpyja (harpy eagle)
Lineage: Eukaryota; Metazoa; Chordata; Aves; Accipitriformes; Accipitridae
Gene: PTRH1
Product: peptidyl-tRNA hydrolase 1 homolog
Exons: 5
Coding region: 19-642 (207 amino acids)
Molecular function (GO): peptidyl-tRNA hydrolase activity
Source: RefSeq, a predicted model, not a curated record
AAGGGAGCACGCGGCGCGAUGGUGGUGGCGGAGCUGGCGGGGCGCGCGCGACCGCUCGUCAGCCGGGCGGGGCCGCGCGUCAUGGUGGCUGGCCUGGGCAACUAUGGGCUGCGGGGGACGCGGCACAGCGUGGGCAUGGCGGUGGUGGACUGGCUGGCCCGGCAGCUGGCGGUGGCCGAGGGUUGGCAGGUGGACAGGCGGUGCUGCGCUGACGUGGCUCUGGCCACGAGCCGUGGCCUGGAGCUGGUGCUGCUCAAGCCACGGAGGCUCAUGAACCUCAACGGGCUCAGUGUCACCAGUGCUGCUGAGAUCUACAACCUCCGCCCAGAAGACAUAUACCUGGUUCACGAUGACCUGGACAAGGCCCUGGGCAAGGUGGCGAUCAAGCUGGGAGGCAGUGCAAGGGGACACAACGGGGUCCGAUCCUGCAUCAGUGCUUUGCGCUCCAAUGAGAUGACCCGGCUCAGGGUCGGCAUCGGGCGGCCAGAGGGCGAAGUGACAGUGUCCAGCUAUGUCCUGGCUCCGUUCAGCGCUGGGGAGCAGGAGAGGCUGGAGCAGGUCCUGCCCCAGGCAGCGACAUCCCUGCUGGAGCACAUCCUGCGCAGGAGAGCGCCGACGGGGGAGCCAGGGGACAGGGGCUGACGCAAACACCCAGGGACCUGCCUGGCCGAUGGACAGGGCACUGCGGACUCUCCAGGGUGACCAUAGUGUGGAGCAGAGCUGGCCCUGCCAGGCAGCCUGGCUGGGCACUGGGGCAGCCCCCGUCUGUCCCCACACAGAUCUGGGCAGCUCGUGUCCCACUCAAACCCCUGCAGAGGCUUCACACAGCAGUUUGGCACAGAAAUGAAAUAAACCCUCGCCCCUG